Messenger RNA from Trichoderma citrinoviride, 3957 nucleotides. RefSeq lists its product as hypothetical. NCBI's taxonomy places the organism in Eukaryota, Fungi, Ascomycota, Sordariomycetes, Hypocreales, Hypocreaceae. Gene Ontology annotation, biological process: nucleoside metabolic process. Gene Ontology annotation, molecular function: protein binding; catalytic activity. The transcript is spliced from 6 exons. The record is from RefSeq and is a predicted model, not a curated record. The coding region runs from base 1 to 3957 and encodes 1318 amino acids.
AUGAGCGAGCGGAAACGUUCGGCAACAGCAAUCGGACAGUCAACUACAAAGCGCAUUCGCCUUGGCGGCUCAUUAGAGGAUCAAGCCGCAGAUGCAACGUUUGGAGCAAACUUUCGGCCCUGCAAUCUGACGAAGGAUGCUUUCACCGUGGGAUGGAUAUGCGCUUUGGAGAUCGAGUUGGCUGCAUCCGUAGCUAUGCUGGAUGAAGAACUUCCGACUUCAUCACAGAUUUAUGGCGAUCCCAACACCUACACCUUGGGGCGUAUGGGUGAACAUAACGUCGUGAUGGCAUGCCUCCCAGCAGGAACGACAGGUACGAAUGCUGCAGCGGCGGCAGCGACCAACAUGAUGCGCAGUUUUCCGAACGUCCGCUUUGGCUUGAUGGUGGGCAUUGGAGGGGGAGCUCCGGGAAUGCCUAGCGAUGACCCGCGAGAGGAUAUUCGGCUUGGCGAUGUGGUGGUUAGCUGCCCUACUGUUGAUUCUGGCGGUGUUCUACAAUACGACUUUGGCAAAACCAUGAGCCAAGGCAAAUUCGUCCAGACUGGUUCGCUGAACAAAGCGUCACUGGCAGUGAGAACCAGCGUAUCGACACUGCGAGCACGCCAUCAGAGGGAAGGAAGCCAAAUCCCGACACAUAUCGAUACCAUGCUACGGUUCAAUGGAAUGAUGCGUGGGCGUUUCGAUCACCCUGGCCUGGAGCAAGAUCAGCUAUUUCGAGCCGAAUACAAACACAUUGAAGGCGAAUCAACAUGCGAGUGCUGCGAUAGGGGAGCUCUAUUGAGUCGACGGCCUCGUCAGGACAAAGACCCCGUUAUCCAUUAUGGCCUCAUCGGCUCGGCAAAUCAGGUCAUGAGGCAUGGCUUAACCCGAGACAGGCUCCGGGAAGAAAAGGGCAUCCUCUGCUUUGAAAUGGAGGCCGCAGGACUUAUGGACAGCCUCCCAUGCCUUGUGAUUCGGGGCAUUUGCGAUUAUGCCGACUCACACAAAAACAAGAAGUGGCAACCCUAUGCGGCGGUAACAGCUGCUUCAUACGCCAAGGAGAUUCUGUCGGUUAUUCCUGCUGCUGAAGUAGCUAUCCCGUCCGACCUGAACCCCUCUGCUUUAUAUGAUACGAUUCGGUCGACUGUUGAUGGAAUGGAGCUGGAACAAUUGCUUCAGCUUCUGCCGGCACUGGGGCAAGAACAACGCUUACCUGAAGUACCAAAACUUGACCCAGACGACCCUUUAUUUGCCUGGGUGUUCAGCAACAUGGACUACCGGUCUUGGAUGUCUGCCGAUGGCCCGCCUGUCCUUUGUCUUUUGGCUCCUCCAGGUCUCCAAAUAUCCCGAGCCUCAUCCUGCGUUGUGGAACAGCAAAAAAAGUCUAAUCGCCUUGUUUUAUCCUUCUCAUGCCCAAACAUCGUCAGAAGCGCUCAUGUCACUAGCCAGUCAUUUGCGUAUGGGGACAUCAGCCUCUCAGCCGCCCUCAUUUACACAUUCUUGAAGCAGAUUGUGCACUUUUCGCCCAUCUGCAAGAAAAUACUCAUCAUCCGCACGUUUUUUAAUGAGCUACUGCAGAAAAUCUUUCAGAAUGAAAGUAUCCAAAAAUGGCUCAACGAUGGUUUUCACAGGAAGGGAUCCUUCAAAGGACUGCAGGAACUCCUGCGCAAUGUGUCGGCAGAGGACCUUUUGGACGCUUUUAGAAUAAUUCUGGAUGGUUUAGAGCAACGACCUUCCAUGAUUGUGCUCGACGGAAUCGACGCAGGAACUGAGUCGGAUUCAAUUUUUCGCCAUGUCAGCAUACUUCUGAACGACCUUCACCGACGGAACACGAAUACCAAAGUAUUACUUACAGGUCAAGCGCCAUUGAGUGUUGAGAAAUACUUUCCGCGGGUUUUGCAGAUCGAGCACGAUAAAGAACGAAAUGGUCUGUUUAUCUCAAAACAACACUGCGGCUCCUUCGAGUGGAUUUGGGCACAUAGCCAGUAUGAAAGCUGGUCCGCUCCGGAAACUUCACGACUUCUCUAUAUCCAAGGAAAACCUGGCAGUGGCAAAAGUACUCUGACAAAGUACUUUGAUCGCAACCUCCAAACCAAGGAGCCAGCCGCCAAGGGAGCUGUCGUGGCAAAGUUCUUUUAUAGCUUUCGAGACGGCGAACUUCAAAGGAGCCACUUCAAUAUGCUCCUCGCUCUCCUUCAUGACAUCGUGUAUCAGGACGAGGCCUUCUUCUAUCAUCGAUGCCAAUUCGAGUAUCGCCUUCAGCGGCAAUGCGGCCCUGACAUAAUCUGGGACUACGAGUCGCUGAAGAAAAUACUAAGAUCAUUACAGGACUAUCCCACAUCAAAGAGAUUCUACCUUGUUAUUGAUGCAGCGGACGAAUCCGAGGAAGUAGACAGACGGAAUGUCUUGAGCCUACUUUACGACAUAUGUUCCAAAAUGAAGUACUGUGUCGUCAAGAUAUUCAUUGCAAGCCGACCAGUCGCACAGUUAGAAGCCCGCAGGGACAAAGCUCUCGACUUCAUCAGACUACAAGAUGAGAUAUCGUCAGAUAUCGCCAAGUUUGCAGAUUCUUUACUCCAGGGUCUUGACCUGACCCAUCUCCUUGCGCAAAUGAUCGACUACAUACUCAGAAAUGCCCACGGAGUGUUUCUUUGGGUUAAACUGGUCGGAGAAGAGCUGAUAAGAUUCCACGAGGAUGGAUACUCUGAACAGGAAAUGUUCGAAAUGUUGAAGCAAAUUCCUACCGAGCUCAAGGACGUCUAUGCGCGAAUGCUCGAUAAAAUGAAAGCCAACAAGUUGUGUCUGUCGCAUGGCUUGAGGAUGCUUCAGUUUGUGAUCUUCGCAAGGCGACCUCUUACGGUGGACGAAGUGCUUCAUAGCUUGGGUGUUCCCGAUAGUUUGGAUAUCGAUCCGGCACUGGACCUCUCUGAUGACUCAUUUGAGAAACGAGUCCCAACGUCUGAGAGAUUGAUCAUCUCUUGUGGGGGUAAUUUUCUGGAGAUUAAGCAGCACAAUGACAAAAGGACGGUUCAAAUCAUACACCAGACUGUCCGCGAGUUCUUUCUCGACGCUACCGGGGUUGCAGCUAAAUCCGAGUUUCGAAUCGAAAAGGCACAUGCAAGUCUCUGCCUGGCCCUAACUUGCAUCCGAUACCUUACGAUCUGUGCAGCCGGCGCGUCCAAGAGAACUUUCUCCAAUACACCACGCGGGCUUCUGGAGUUUUAUGACUACCAAGCGCAGUACCUGGACACAAGGCCUCUGGCAUCCUAUGCGCUCUGCUAUAUGCAAUGUCACAUUGAUGACUGUUGGGAUGACGUUCUGAGGAGGACCAACAUGCAACAUCUCGUUCCCCUUUUGAGGGAAUAUCGUUUACAUUACCCCGUUGAUCCCUUGACGACUAGCCUAGCUGCUUUAGAUCCUAGACAGGCUGAUCCGAGGCAAAGACCUAGUGAAAUCUUACUGGCCGCUGCUCGAGGUGGCUUUGCUGUUGCAGUUAACACGUUACUAUCAGCCCGGGCGCGUAUCAAUCACGUGGACGCUUCUGGACGCACCUCCCUUUCGUGGGCUGCUCAAAAUGGGCACGAGGCUGUAGUGAAGUUGUUACUCAGGAGUUACACCGAGGUCGACUUCGUCGAUCAUUCCGGCAGCACGGCGCUGUCGUGGGCUGCCGGGAUGGGACGCAAAGCUAUAGUGAGGCUGCUGUUGGCGAACGGUGCCAAAGUCGACCUGCCGAGUUCCCAAGGUGCCGCGCCGCGUCCGUGGGCUACUAGUGGUACUUUUCUGUCUUUGAGGGACUCCCUGCUCUCCAGAGUGCGUCGUUGUAGCAAGUGCGGUUUGAAAUCGGUGCCCCCUUGGCUGCGUGAUCACGAGAUGGUUUCAGAUGAGCCAGAGCAUGUAUGUAAAGGGAGAGACGAUCGUAACAAGCUGCACUGGGUCCUUUCGAGUAACGGAAGCGCUGUUGCUAGGCUAAUGGGAUAG